AUGCUUCCGACUCCAGACACCUCGCAUGUCUCCUUCGACACAAUCUACGAGCCCUCCGAAGACUCCUACCUCUUCCUCGACACCCUCUCCUCCGCCUCCGAAUCCGCCUGGCUGAAAUCACGAUUCCCUUCUUCAACGCCAUCGCCUCUCCUUCUCGAAGUCGGCUCCGGUUCCGGAGUCGUCCUCGCUUUCCUAACGGCAAAUUCACCUCUUAUCCUCGGCCGCGCGGAUGUCCUUGCGCUUGCGACAGACGUUAACAAAAACGCCUGCGCUGCGACACAAAAAACUGUUACUGUGGCUGUGGAAGAGCGGCAAUCGGAGAUAGAUAAGGAUGCGGGUGCGCAGGCGGAGGCAAGGUCCGUCUGCCUGUCCGCGGUUGUAGGGGACCUCUGCACAUCCCUCCGCGCUGGAAGCGUGGACAUUCUCCUCUUUAACCCGCCUUAUGUGCCGACGGAGGAAUUACCCGCUAUACCGUCCACUUCUGAUGCUGCGGCGAACGAAUUGGAACUGUCACGGAGCGCAAAAUUCGAGCGCGACUCCUACUACCUCUCCCUUACCUAUGCUGGGGGCCGGGAUGGAAUGGAGACGACGGACAGGUUACUCGAGUCGAUACCGGAGGUGCUGGAUCCGGAUCGCGGCGUUGCGUACGUCUUGCUCUGUGCGCAGAAUCGGCCAGAGGAGGUCAAGGGUAGGAUUCGGGGAUGGGGAGGCGGUUGGAGGGCUGAGAGUGUUGGGAACAGUGGGGUGCAAGCCGGGUGGGAGAAGUUGGUUAUUGUAAGGAUUUGGAAGGAAUAA
Aspergillus nidulans FGSC A4 is the source of this 795-nucleotide messenger RNA. RefSeq names its product S-adenosylmethionine-dependent MTQ2p-like methyltransferase. Gene Ontology annotation, molecular function: methyltransferase activity; nucleic acid binding. Bases 1 to 795 code for a protein of 264 amino acids. The transcript has a single exon. The record is from RefSeq and is a predicted model, not a curated record. Lineage: Eukaryota; Fungi; Ascomycota; Eurotiomycetes; Eurotiales; Aspergillaceae.